This is a messenger RNA of Adineta steineri, 1935 nucleotides long. Lineage: Eukaryota; Metazoa; Rotifera; Eurotatoria; Adinetida; Adinetidae. The record is from the annotation of a GenBank genome assembly.
AUGGGGGCAUCUCAUAAAAAACAUGUUGACGAUGAUUCUAAUCUUGAAAUAUAUUCAAUUAUUUGGCUUAUUCCGCCAUGUUAUAAUUCUGAAGAUGUUUAUAAAAUUCAACAACGACUUCGAAUAUCGAUAAAUUAUCUGAAAAUUUUUGAAGAUAAUAUACAAUGUGAAGAAUAUAUUCGAUCUGUUAGUUCAGAAGAUCGACUUAUAUUAAUAGUUAAUGAUCAAUUUGCUCGACAAUUAGUUCCUCGAAUUGAACAACUUCGACAAGUGCAUUCAAUUUAUAUACAUUAUUUAGAUAAAAAUAUAAAUCAACAAUGGUUUGAACAAUUUUCUAAAAUAAAAAGUCUGAGCGACAAAUUAGAUAUAGUUGUAACACGAAUUCAAUCUGAUCAUAAAAUUGAUGACACAUUUCCAUUAAUUAUUUAUAAUCCACAUGAAUUUAAUUCUCAUUUUAUUUUUUCACAAUUAUUAUUUGAUUGUCUUAUUCAUAUGAAUUCAAAUAAUAAAAAUGAAUUUAUUUCAUUAUGUAAAAAUAAAUAUAAAGAUAAUGAAAAUGAAUUAAAUAUUAUAGAUGAAUUUGAACAAAAUUAUUCUGUAAAUCAAGCUUUAUUAUGGUAUACAAGAAAAUCAUUUAUUUAUCGAAUAUUAAAUAAAGCACUUCGAAUACACAAUAUUGAUUUAUUAUUUAUGUUAAGAUUUUUCAUUCAAGAUAUCUAUUAUCAGAUAGAACAAUAUAAAUGUUUACAUCCAAUUCGUGUUUAUCGUAGUCAUUUAAUGUCUUAUGAUGAACUUCAAUUAUUUCAAAAUUCAAUUGGACAAUUUAUUUCAAUCAAUGCAUUUCUUUCUACACGUCUUGAUUAUGGUUUAGAAUUAUUUUAUCUUUAUGAAUCAAAUGAUUUUGAACGUGUUCUAUUUGAAAUCGAUGCUGAUCCUCGAUUGAAUGAUAUAAAAUUUUCUAGAAAUAUUAAAUUUCAUAGUUAUUUUCAAGAAAAUGAUGAAAUUAUUUUUCUAUUAGGAACGAUAUUUCAACUUGACAAUAUUUAUCUUAAUGAUGAUGGUAUAUGGAUAAUACGGUUAAAAUUAUGUUCACAAAAUAAUUCUCAGUUAAAAUCAAUUUUUCAUAUUCUAACAAAUGAAUAUGAUUAUCAUCAAAAAACAAAUCUAUUCUCAUUUGGUCAAUUACUUCUUAAACAAACUCAUUUAGAUGAUGCAGAAAAAUAUUAUCUUCGUUUAUUAAAUGAAUUUUCUGAUCAAUCUGAAAAUAUUAUUCAGUGUUAUAAUAUAUUAGGCAAUCUUACAAAAAAUAAAGGUGAUUAUGAAUUAAGUAUUCAAUGGUUUAAAAAAGCAAUUCAAAUAAGUACAAUAGAAAAUCAAAAUUUAAUCGAAAAUUAUAAUAUUAUUGGAGAUCUCUAUAUAAAAAUAGAUGAUCCUAAACGAGCUAUUGAAUAUUAUAAUAGAACAUUGAUUCUAUUGAUAAAAAUAUUUAAUGAAGAUCAUCCAGAAUUAGUUGUAUGUUUAAAUAAUAUAGCUAUUGCUUAUAAAAAUGAAAAAAAAUAUCAUAAAGCACUUGAAUAUCAUGAAAAGGCGUUAACAAUACUUGAAAAACAUCCAUUAAUCCAUCAAUCGGAUAUAGCAAUAUUACAUAAUUAUAUUGGUAUUAUUCAAAGACAUCUUGGUUAUUUUAAUCUUGCAUUAGAACAUUAUCAAUAUGCAUUAGAAAUUUGUAAAUAUUCUUUUUCAUCAUCAUACAUAGAUAUUGCUAAAACAUUGAAAAAUAUGGGUAUUGUCUAUGAAGAUAAAAAUGAACUAGAACAAUCAUUGUUAUGUUUGAAAAAAGCAGCUACAAUUUAUCAAGAUAUUCUAUCGCCAAUACAUCCAGAUAUGAUAGAAAUUGAAGAGAAAAUUCAAUAUAUUUUAGUUCAAUUGAAAUAA